AUGAUAGAGGACAAAAUUACUCCAAACUUCAAGACCGAGCUAGUCGAUUACUCGAUUUUGCCCGAGAAUAAAUCUGGACCCUAUUCCGAUAAUAUUGAAAUCGAUGCCUUAAUCGUCGGGGCUAGAUUCGCUAGCAUAUUCAUGCUAAAGAUCCUUCGAGACCGUGGCUUCAAAGCUGUCAUUUUCGAAGCUGGGAAUGAUAGCGGCGGAACCUGGCGCUGGAACUGCUAUCCCGGUGCCGGUGUUGACUCGGAGGUACCAGAAUACGAGUUCUCCUGGCCUGAGGUCUGGAAAACCUGGAAUUGGUCGAGCAAUUAUCCUACAUACCAGGAUUUGCGCGCUUACUUCGAUCAUGUGGAUCAGAUCGUUGGCAUCAAGAAGGACUGUGCUUUCAAUACGGUUGUUGUUGGAGCGCAUUUUGAUGUUGUCUCUGGAAAGUGGACUGUCUGUACACAGGAUGGUCGGAAGGCCACUGCCAAGUAUCUGAUUCUAGGGACUGGAUUUGCGGCACGCCAGUACAUUCCCAACUGGCCUGGAAUGGAUAAAUUUAAAGGCAUAAUCCAUCAUUCCUCUUUCUGGCCAGACGAGAAAGUCGAAGUGAAGAACAAGCGUUGCGCCGUGAUUGGUACUGGCGCAUCCGGCGUUCAAAUCGUCCAAGCCUGGGUCCAGAAGCAGGCAAGGUGA
Messenger RNA from Penicillium atrosanguineum, 684 nucleotides. RefSeq names its product flavin-containing monooxygenase. The coding region runs from base 1 to 684 and encodes 227 amino acids. Gene Ontology annotation, molecular function: flavin adenine dinucleotide binding; NADP binding; N,N-dimethylaniline monooxygenase activity. NCBI's taxonomy places the organism in Eukaryota, Fungi, Ascomycota, Eurotiomycetes, Eurotiales, Aspergillaceae. The record is from RefSeq and is a predicted model, not a curated record. The transcript is spliced from 3 exons.